CACAAAUAAAAAAUCUCUCUCCCUCUCUCCCUCUCUCCCUCCUAAAUUCAAGGACACAUUCCUGUCUUCGCUCUCUUUAAUUGAGAGAACAAGAAGCAAACUCAAUUGCCAUUCACAUCGACUCUUUCUCAGGAACGCGUUUUGAACUGGUAAAAGAAGCUUCUUGUUUGGUGUCUAACGUUUGAUCAAUCGGGCUGUCAAAAGAGAACUAUUUUUGACAGCCCGAAUACAGCUUCAAAGACCCUAUACAAAGAAUAAGGUGAUUGAUUAUUUAACAUACAAUACCUGGUUUUCGGGUUGUGACCAAAGUUGAAAUUCGGUUGCUUGACGUGGAUUCUUGGCCUUUUGUUGUGUAGAUUGUUGUUAUAUCGGAUUGUGUGCUUAUGAGAGGUUUUCUUCUUGUUUAUUCAAUAUGAGUUCCUUGUCUGGAAUGCUUCAAAGACCAGUGAUUGCAGCAGCUGCAGCAGCUUUAGCUUCUGUUUCUGUUGAUUUUUCUGAUAAACUCCAAUCUUUUAGAUCAUUUGAUUCUUGUUCUACCUCGGAACAGUCAAGUUCUUUAUUGUCUAAUUCAGUUCAAGAUUCAAACUUUUCAUGGGUUUCUCACAGUUCAGUUUCUAAGCUUGCAUCUUCGUCGUUCGUAACUAGGAUUCAGAUUCCUGUUCCUAAAUUAAACUUCGCAGUCCUGGAUGUGAGCCAAAAUUUUGUUCCCAGUACGUUAGGUUUUUCUGUUGCUUCCUCUCCUCUUCUUGUUAGUCUGUAUCAGUCUGCGGAGUUGGCCAAAGGACCAAAACCAAGUGCAUUUAAAACCACCAAUAUUCCUACAUCCUCUCCUGAUAUUUUGUAUAGAUGGCAUUUGCCCGAGCCUAGUACUAUUGAUGUUUCUGGGUCUUCUGAUUGUUUAUCAGAAAAAUCCAGGACAGUGGUAGUUUUGUUAGGGUGGUUAGGAUCAAAGCAGAAACAUCUAAAGAAAUAUGCUGAGUGGUACACUUCGAGGGGAUUUCAUGUCAUUACUUUUACUUUUCCAAUGGCCGAGAUUCUUUGUUACCAAGUUGGUGGGAAAGCGGAACAGGACAUUGACUUGCUUGUGAACCAUCUGACUGAUUGGUUGGAAGAGGACAGGAAGAACCUGGUUUUCCAUACUUUUAGCAAUACCGGAUGGUUAACAUAUGGAGUUAUACUUGAGAAGUUUCAGAAACAAGAUCCUUCCUUAAUGGGAAGGAUUAGGGGCUGCAUAGUGGACUCUGCUCCUGUUGCUGCCCCAGAUCCUCAGGUCUGGGCUUCAGGUUUCUCUGCAGCUUUCCUGAAAAAUCAUAGUAUUGCAACAAGAGUGCAUAUGAGCUCAAAAGAAUCAGAUAUGGAGGUACUAGUUGGCAGCAAAACACAUGUGGAACCCAAGCCUGCAAUAACUGAAUCAGCUUUAUUAGCAAUUCUGGAAAAGUUCUUCGAUGUGAUCUUGAACCUUCCUACAGUGAACAGGAGGCUCUCGGAUGUGCUAAGCUUAUUAUCAUCAGGACAACCAAGCUGUCCACAGUUAUAUAUUUAUAGUUCUGCGGAUAGAGUCAUUCCUGCAGGGUCUGUGGAAUCAUUCAUAGAGGAGCAGCGAAGAGCGGGGCAUGAGUCUGGUCUGAAGGUAGCAGAUGAGGAAUAUGACUGCGCUUAAUUUUUUCUUUUUCUCCCCUCAAGGUGCAAAAUCUUGGAGCAAUGUGAAAAGGUCUAGUUUAAAGGUAUGCAAGGGAUGGUUUCGUUAGAGAAUUUGAACUUUUAGAGAUUUAACCAAGUGAGACAAUUAAAAGAUGAAUGUUCGAUACAUAUAACAACUGCAGAUUUCAUAUACAAACCCGUUUCUUUUUUAGCAUCGAAGGGCUUACACGAGUUCUUGAUUAGGAAUAAGAUACCAAAGUUGAAUUUACUGAGAGAAAUCAUACAUAUUAUAAUACAUUAUAGAUCAUCGACAGCAAAUCAAGGCAUUUUCUGAGAUUUUGAAUCAUUAAGCAGUGGGAUAUGAGGCUUGCAUUGCUAUGCCACAAAGUCCUUCCUUUGCAGAUAUAUCUUUCUGCAUUCGGAUGUAUCCUUCUUCACCCCAUUGUGCGCCCCAUGAGUUCUUCACUAGCCAGUACUUUGUUCCAUCGCUGCCUCCAUAACCGACAGCAGUAACACCAUGGUCUAGUUCAGUGCCACAACUUCCUGUAAAGAUGCCACUGGAGUAGAAUUGGAACUCAAAUCCACCAGCAUCAAUGGCGACAGAAACUGGUUGCUUAGCAACAGCCUUCAUCAGUGCAGCUUCGCUGUUUGCUGGCACAUCUUGGAAACCGGUUAUCUUUGCGGCAUGGCUGACUUCUUUUUGAGUGUUGCAAGUGCCAUCAGUUCCCGUAUAUGGGUAGUUAGCCUCAGUAGUUAGGCCCUUGUUUUGUUCAAUGAAUUUGAAGGCAUCAUCCAUCAAACCACCAUUGCAGCCUUGAUCCUCACCCUUGGUGUCACAGUCAACAACCUCUUGCUCUGAAAGGGAGAUCAAUUUACCAGUUGUGAGCUGAUUGAUUCCUUCCAUUGCCGCCACUGCCGAAAAUGCCCAACAACAACCUAAAUUUUGAUUCAGCGCAAGAAAAGGAGUUAGAAAGUAUCCCUCUGUAAGAUGUUGUUGUUGUUCUUAUUAUCACUACUCACUAAGAAAGGAUUGGGCGCUUACCACACUGUCCUUGGUCCUUGACGGGGGUCACGGCUCCUUUCUUUCUCCAGUCCAUGGUAGCUGGCACUGCAGAAACGUUUUCAUAUCUGAAAGGACCUGCUUGUGGAGAGCACAUAUGGCCCUUGAAUCUAUUACGUGAAGCUUUGAAUUCUUCAUUUGUAAGAUCUGCAAAUUGAUUGACACCGAGGUUGUAAGAUUUGCCGGUUUGGCUGUUAAAUGCAUCUAUGCGUGCAACAUUUUCCUUGAAUAUGUUGUAACGCGUCUCCUUCUCAGCGUCAUCCUUGUAUACACGUCCAUACUGAGCCAUCCAUUGCUCGUGCCUCUCGUACAUGGACACAUCCUGGAGGGUACGAGCGACAGAUUUGGAAGGCCAAGCUCCCAACACGAAGAGCAAGGCCAGACAAAUGAAUUGGGAUUGUUUUGUGAACUUCAUGAUAGACUUGGCAGUGGUAGCAGCUACUAUAGUAGUGAAGGAAUUAGAAAGCAGGCAAGCACACUGAUCUCUUUGCAUCUUUUGAGGUUUAUAUAGUGCAUCUGCUCAUACCGUUGUGCUUAUAAUAUUUCAAGGCUUGCCUUUCAAGUCUGCGUGCCCUUGAAAAUGUUGUGAUUCUUACCCCCGAUGAUGUUCGAAAUGUUUCCCUUUAAUUCCGACUUCUUUUUUGUAUGGCUUAUGAAUGGAGCAUGAAGUAAACCAGAAAAUGGUUUAGCAGGGGAUUUUCGUCCUAUUCUUUGGCAUGAAAUGAUCUACAAGCAGAAGCAAACAAAGACACUUUUACCGUGCCGUUUCUUCAAAUCAUGGGAAUGGUUUACAUCAGAUCAACUAAGACAAUCAGCAAACAUUUUAGUGCAAUUGUCUCUGAGAGGUAGGACUUGGAGACAUGUUAUUGUACUCUACUAGUUCACUGUGACUAAGGUUCAAGAUAAACACUUUAAAACAAGAAACAUACACUGAUUUUUAGGCAUUGAGUCUAGAUUUAAGACAUGUGAUGUUGCUAAGCUUUUUUUUAAUAAUAAUUUUUCAGCUGCCCAAAUGGCAGGAAUUUUCUACUCA
This is a messenger RNA of Populus trichocarpa (black cottonwood), 3734 nucleotides long. RefSeq lists its product as uncharacterized. NCBI's taxonomy places the organism in Eukaryota, Viridiplantae, Streptophyta, Magnoliopsida, Malpighiales, Salicaceae. The transcript has 7 exons. The coding region runs from base 413 to 1660 and encodes 415 amino acids. The record is from RefSeq and is a predicted model, not a curated record.